Adelges cooleyi (spruce gall adelgid) is the source of this 3470-nucleotide messenger RNA. It is a transcript of the gene rdx, whose product is annotated as protein roadkill. Gene Ontology annotation, cellular component: cytoplasm; nucleus. Gene Ontology annotation, biological process: regulation of proteolysis; proteasome-mediated ubiquitin-dependent protein catabolic process. The record is from RefSeq and is a predicted model, not a curated record. Gene Ontology annotation, molecular function: ubiquitin protein ligase binding. Bases 552 to 1847 code for a protein of 431 amino acids. The transcript has 9 exons. NCBI's taxonomy places the organism in Eukaryota, Metazoa, Arthropoda, Insecta, Hemiptera, Adelgidae.
CAUACGUUACCGUUCAUUCCGUUCCAGCCCGGUGUGGUAUACGCUGGUCAGUGCGAUAUUUCCAAAAAAAAAUUUAAAAAACGUGUCGCGCAUAACAACCACCGGGUCAAAGGUCAAUUUCGUUUGCAUUUUGUUUUUCAUUUAGAAAAUUCGCUUAUUUUUUUGUAUAAAAUAUAUAUUUAUAUAUGUGUAAUAAUAAUAAUACAAGUCGUUUGGUUUCAUUUCACACGUAUAAAAUACCACAACGUAUAUAAUAUUAAUAUUGUUAAAUUUAAAAUAAUAAAUUAAUCGCGUAUUUGUUUAUUUAUUUGUUACAAAUAUUUCCCGCCCGUAAACGUGCCAAAUGUUACAAAAAAAUAUAUAAUACAUAAUAAUAUUAUAUUGCUAUCGUAAUCGUACGGAAACGAAAGUGUGAUAAUUUUUUUUUCUUUUUUUCGAAAGUGUGCAUUAUUUGUCGAUUUUGUUAUUCCGUUAAAGUAGGUAAAGUGGCUGUGCCAAAAGUGGAUUACUCAAAAGUAAAAUUAAACAUAAACAUCGAUACAUGUUUUAGAAUGGCUUUAGCCAGGCUGCCAGUGGUGAGUGAGUGCUCGCCGCAGCAGACAGCCAGAGUGUCGGUGGCAGCGGGAUCUUCUGGAUCGGUGAGCGCGGCCGCAUCGGCUGCCGCCGCGGCCGCCGUCGUGGCCGGCGCUCCCAGCAGCAGCACCAUGUCCGUAUCCCGGGUACCCAGCCCGCCUCCUUCGUCCGAGGCGAACACACCCGUGGCGGAGAACUGGUGUUACACACAGGUGAAGGUCGUGAAGUUUAGCUAUAUGUGGACGAUAAAUAAUUUUAGCUUUUGCCGCGAAGAGAUGGGCGAGGUGUUGAAAUCGUCCACAUUCUCCGCCGGAGUCAACGACAAAUUAAAAUGGUGUUUGCGAGUUAAUCCUAAAGGCUUGGACGAGGAGAGCAAAGACUACCUGUCUUUGUAUUUAUUACUAGUCUCGUGCAAUAAGACUGAGGUCAGAGCGAAAUUCAAAUUUUCCAUACUGAACGCCAAACGCGAAGAAACUAAGGCGAUGGAAAGCCAAAGAGCCUACAGAUUCGUUCAAGGCAAGGACUGGGGCUUCAAAAAGUUCAUUAGACGCGAUUUCCUAUUAGACGAAGCCAACGGCUUACUGCCCGACGAUAAACUUACCAUAUUCUGCGAGAUGGCUCGUUUGCAGGUUAGCGUUGUAGCCGACAGCGUCAACAUAUCAGGCCAGUCCAACGCGGUUCAAUUCAAAGUUCCCGAGUGCCGUUUACCGGACGAUCUGGGCAAUCUGUUUGAAAUACAAAAGUUCAGCGACGUCACCCUGUCGGUUAGCGGCCGCGAGUUCCAAGCGCACAAAGCCAUACUUGCAGCGAGAAGUCCUGUGUUCGCCGCCAUGUUUGAACACGAGAUGGAAGAACGGAAACAGAAUCGCGUUGCCAUCACCGACGUAGACCACGAAGUUCUCAGAGAGAUGCUCCGGUUUAUAUACACCGGCCGGGCAGCAAACCUGGAACGAAUGGCUGACGACUUGUUGGCGGCCGCAGACAAAUACGCCCUGGAAAGGCUAAAAGUGAUGUGCGAAGAAGCCUUGUGUAACAAUCUGUCGGUAGAUAACGCUGCCGACAUACUGAUAUUGGCCGACCUGCACAGCGCCGACCAGCUUAAAGUACAAACGAUUGAGUUCAUAAAUACCCAUGCGACUGACGUGAUGGAUACCACAGGCUGGAAAACUAUGAUACAGUCGCAUCCGCACCUGAUAGCCGAAGCGUUUCGUGCGCUAGCCACACAGCAAAUACCGCCGAUCGGACCACCUCGAAAACGGGUUAAACAAAGCUGAAACAACGUACCGUCCACAGCGGUGAUGCAGACUUACGAUCUCACCAGCCCACCACCCCCACCCAUAAACUCUUCCAGGGCACACAUUUUGUAAAUUUAUAUAAUUUUUUUUUCUCUUUCAAAAAGCUUACGAUUGUAAUAUUUUUUUUUUAUUAUUAUUAUUUUUUUUAUUUGUAUAAAAAUAUAAUAUUUCUAAAGAUAAGAAAAUUCCUAUAAAAAAAAAAAUGCAAGUUGCGAUUUGUUUUUGCUGGUAAUGCGUUUGGACACGUUUGUAUUUCUCACAAUGUAUUGUAUAAAAAAAAAAAAAAAAUGAAGAAGAAGAAGGUAACGGCAACGGCUGUUUAGUAAACGGCACACGUGAUAUGAGUGAUAUUUGCAGCCAAGACCUCGUUUUUUUUUUUUUAAUUUUAUGUAAUAUUAUAUAUAAAUUCAUAAUUAUAUACAAUUACUAUUAUAUUUUAGUUAGUUCUAUUAUCUAUUAUCGUUACGUAUAUUAUUAUUAUUAUUGUGUACAAGCCGAGAAUUGCAUAAAAUGAUUAUAUAAAAGUAUAAAACAGACAACGGUUUUCUCAGUUCAUUUUUGUUAUAAUAUGAAUAUAACAAUAUAUAAAAAAAUUACAUACAUAUAUAUCAAUUUAUGUCAAAUUUUUCGGGUUUUUAAAAAGCCGGUGGCUGAUUUUUUUUGGUUUUAUGCAAGCCGGCAAAACAAUUUUAACAAAACAAGCAAACUUUAGAUGUGUUAACAUAAGUAAAUUAGGUGUCGUUUAAAAAAUUAUUUUUUUUCCCCUUUGAAACCGUUUAAAAUGGACGCCCGUCAUAUUUUAUUGAUUAAUAUCAUUAAACUAUUUCACAACGGACAGUAUCCGUUUCUUUUAAAUUCUAACUAUAUUUGUUUUAUUUUUAUUAUUAUAUAAUAUCUUUUGUGUGUUCAUAAAUAAUAAUAAUAAUAAUUACAUAUUUUAGGUGUAAAUAAUAAUAAUUUUUUUUUUUAAGAAUACUCUUAACUGAGGAAAGAGGCUGAAGAGGUUUCCUUUAAUCGUUAAUGUAUACCUCAAUUAGAAAAAAUAAUAAGCGAUUGCGACACGUUCACUAUUACGCGAUUAUAUUAAACAUAAACGAUCCAAUUGAGGUUAUAAUAAUUUUGAUUUAUUUAUUUUGUUCAUUUUUUUUAAAAAUUGUAAAUCUAUUAUUUUUUUUUUCAUUAUUAUGUAUAAUGACAAUUAUUAUUAUUAUUAUUAUACCGCUCGAUGGAGAUCGUGUGGCAUCGUCGAUUAGUGGUCGACCAAGUUUCUGUUCCUCGUAAUUUGUACAUAAGAAUAAUAUAUUAGUCCUCUUUUCUCAGCGUUAUAUUAAUUUACUUUUCUCUCGGUCGCAUUAUACACAUGUAUUUGUAUACAUAAUAUAUACUUACUUAUUUUAAAGGUGUAAAAAAAAAAAAAAAAGUAAUCAAACUCGAGCCUUUCCAUCUUUAUUGUAAUAAUAAUUUGUUUUCCGAAUUCUUUUUGUUUUACUCGUGUGAUUCGCUUUGUUGUGUGUUUACCUGUUUUUACGACAUUAUCUACGUCAUUCGAUUAUAAUAAUAAUAUUAGUUAUAUUUACUACGAAUAUUGUAAAUAAGUUUAGA